Gregarina niphandrodes is the source of this 192-nucleotide messenger RNA. RefSeq lists its product as hypothetical. The annotation marks the transcript as partial. The transcript has a single exon. The record is from RefSeq and is a predicted model, not a curated record. Lineage: Eukaryota; Apicomplexa; Conoidasida; Eugregarinorida; Gregarinidae.
CGUUGUCAACUGGAGAAGAAACGGUAAAUGCAUUCUGCCGCACGAGGGAGAGUCCCGAUCGAGUAUAUCGGCUUCAUCCACUACCUCAUCAUUUAGCGUGUGGUCCAUGCCCACAGGGUCCAUGCCCACAGGGUCCAUGCCCACGGGGUCCAUGUCCACGGGGUCCAUGUCCACGGGGUCCAUGUCAAUGAC